Molecule: messenger RNA, 3674 nt
Organism: Ceratosolen solmsi marchali
Lineage: Eukaryota; Metazoa; Arthropoda; Insecta; Hymenoptera; Agaonidae
Gene: tous
Product: testes of unusual size
Exons: 6
Coding region: 1-3624 (1207 amino acids)
Molecular function (GO): protein binding
Source: RefSeq, a predicted model, not a curated record
AUGCCGCGAUUACAAACGCGGAUCAUCUAUGGAUUGCGUACGAAUAUCACUGGAAACGCUCAUUACGUCAAUGACGAUGAAGUUGUUUAUCUUGUUGGAAAUAAUAUCUCAUUGCACAAUUAUUCCCAACAGCGACAAAGGUUGUAUCGAUUGAUCGACAAACGCAAAAUAAACACGAUGACCAUCUCUCCUAACAGAAAAUUUGUUGCGCUAGCUGAAUAUAGAGAUAAGCCACUGAUCUCUAUUUACGAUUUGAAAAGCUUGAAAAAGAAAAAAGUAUUUGGCGUUCCCUCCGAUUCCAUUGAAGUUACCAGUUUCACCUGCUUAUCAUUCACUCUAGAUAGCAAAUACUUAGCAGCCGUCACUAACGAGACGCAGACAAUGAUGUUUUAUAAUUUUGAAAAGGGUAAAUUGGAAUCGAGCUUGGAAGUGGGAAAUUUGCAAAUCGUUGAAUCGAAGAUAAAUCUGAUAUCUUGCAAUCCCGGCGACACCAGCAUCAUAGCACUUGGUGGAACGUACGUUUUCAAAUUUUUAACUCUAUCCGAGAAUAUUUGGUGUCCCUAUGGCUUUUCAAAAGCCGAUAAUUUGAUCAUCACGUCACUCGCUUGGCUGAACAGCGACCGUUUACUCGCCGGCACGGUAGACGGUCGAAUUCUCUUUUUCGAGAAUGGCGAUCUGAAGAACAUAUACACGAUGUCGAAUACUACCAUUAUGAAUUUCAAAAUUAAGGAAGAAUUUGUAAUACAUAAUACAACCUCUCAGACAAAUAUUGACGAAAAGUCAAGUGUCAACUUUCAACGAAUACAAAGUAUUAUUUCAUUCAAUAAUGGAUUCGCAUUUGCUUUCGGCUACAGGACGGUCAUUGUUUUUGAAAAAAACAAUCAGUACACAUACACAAAACGAAAUGUGUAUGUUAUUCCGUCGCAAGUGUUGAAAGAUGACGAUGAUUCAUUAUAUAUGGUGAAUACCAUAAGUGCGAAUCCAAGCGGCGAUAAGCUGCUUAUCACCACAGGAUGGUCAAAGUUAUUUUACGUAACAAUGUGGGGUCCCGAAUAUGCGAGCGAAACGGAGCCGCAAUACUUUAAAGUGUUGGGUAACGAUUUGCACCAUGGACCUAUCGGUGGACUUUCCACUUGUAGCUGGAAAUCGCACGUUAUGACCUUUGGAAAAUUCGAUCGGAGCAUCCGAUUAUGGGACUUUCACACGCAAAAUUUGAUUAUGAUGAAGCUGUAUCUACAAGACAUUACAUGUACUGUCCUACAUCCAUUGGGUCUUUUCUGCCUUAUUGGAUUUACCGAUAAAUUAAGAUUUAUGAAUAUUCUAAUUAAUGAUUUAUCAAUAAUAAAGGAGUUUCCCAUUAGGAACUGUGAGGUAGCUGCAUUCAGCAAUGGAGGGCAUCUUUUUGCAGCCGUUAAUAGGAAUAUUAUGUUAGUAUAUUCAACGAUAGAUUUUGAUAUACGCUUUCAAUUAAAAGGUCACGUUGAAAUUAUACAAGAAAUAAUAUGGUCGCAAAAUGAUGCGAAACUCGUAAGUAUUGGAUUAGAAGGCGCUAUCUAUCAAUGGGAUAUGAAUACUGGAGGUCGAUUAUCGGAAAUUGUCUUAAAAGGAAUAACAUUGUGCGGAAUCGUUUUAGCAGCCGAUGCAUCUACAGUCUACUGUAUAUCUAAAGAUAAUAAAAUUUACGAAAUCAAAGAUAAUUCGAACAUUUAUUCGUUCAACAUUCCCAACAUUCAACCGACAAAGAUACUCAUGGGAAAAAGCGAUUCGCUGAUGUUUAUUACUUAUUCUGGUGGAUUCGUGGGAUUAUUAAAAUCUCCUAUUCAAGAUCCAAUUGAAUUUAAGGAGUAUCAUUUUCAUCAUUCUGAUAUCACUCAGAUACGUUUGUCAUAUGACCAGCAAGUUUUGAUAACAACGGACUCUGUCGGUACCAUCUGCUUCUGGAAAAUAUCGUACGCCGACGGGAAAAUAGGAUUGUUGUACCGAGAUUUUUUUAAUUUCAAUCAAAUCCUCAUAAGCAGAACCGACCUUGCUGGUAAAAUGCAAAUUAUUAAGGACCUGAACACACGGUUGAAGGAACUGCAGGCCGAGCACGAUUACCAGACGCGUCAAACCAUUCUUCAGCACAACGACAAAGUCCUGCUGAUCCACCAGAAUUACUGCGAGGCCAUCGAAGAGUUACGGGACAAGAUCGACAAGCUCGAGCAGAGCCACACUAACGAAAUUAAUAACAUUAACAUCGAUAUAGAUAAUACGAAAAAAAUACACGAGGAGACUAUGCACCAAAUGGAGGUCAACUAUGACGCCAAAUUAAUUUUCGAGUACGAUAAGUACGAUAAGCUCGAGGCGGAUUUCAAUGCUAUGAGGCAAAAUUAUGAGGAUAAAUUGGAUAAUCUUAUGAAAACCAGCAAAGAUGAAUUAGAUAGCGUCAUAUCUAAACACGAAAUUUUCAUGCAAGAAAAGGAAUUACAACUGAGAGAGGCUCACGAGGAAAUGUCAAAAAACGUGCAGGUACACGAGAUCAUUAAGAUACAAAUGGAAGAUGAUACGGAUCGUGAAAUCGUGGAUUUGCGAACGAAUUACGAGUCGAAGUUGUACGAAGAACGCCAGUUCGUGCUAAAAUUAAAGGGCGAGGCAGGCGUUUUGAAGAGUAAGCAGAAGACAUACGAAAAGGAAGUUGAGGACUUAAAGUGGCAAUUGAACAACCUAAAAGAGGAAUACACGCAUUUAAUAUCUAGAAAGGAGGAAAUGGAGAAGUUUAUUACCGAUUUGAAGGACGAAUUGUUAAACAAGGAGUCAAUGAUUACGGAUAAGGAUAAGAAUAUAAAGAGGCUCGAUUGUAAUAACCGUGAAUUGGAAAAGUUCAAGUUCGUAUUGAACGAGCGCAUAAAGGAGUUGAUGUCGGAAAUAGAACCGCGCGACAAGACGAUCGACGAGCUGAAAAAGAAGGUGGACGACAUGGAGGCAGAGUUGGUGGGUUUGAAUAAGGUGCGACGGGGCUUGGAAUCGCGUCAUUACGAGCUCAAGGGCAAGCUGAAUACCUUGCGGCAGGAAUUCAACAAGGAGGAGCUGCGACGCAAGCGCUACCAGAAGUUAUUGAGGAAGAUUCGUAUAGAUUUGCUCGAAGCUGUCGGACUGAUACAGGAUCCAAUGGCCUUGAAGAACUGCGUCAUUAAACUGUACCGUCGCUACAGCGAUGUCGAUGAGUUCCUGCGUAGUCAUAAAGCGGACAUGGAUGCCCAGUGCGAAUUCAUGAAGCAGAGAAACCAUCUUGAGAGGUCAAUAGCGAUAUUGAAGAAGCAAUUGGUUCGCACCGAUCCGAUAGUCGAGGCUAAGCUCAAUAAAGUUCUCGAAGAGAAUAUCAUGCUCCUGGCGGAGCUCAACUCGUUGAAAGAGGAGCUCAAGAGCGCGCAGAAGCACAUCGGCGAUAUGGAGAAUCUUCUCGGUGCCGAAAAGGAAAGGAUCACGCCAAUGGAGGCAAAGGCUAACCACGCCAAGGUCUUCCAUGACAACGAGCAGUUGGAACAGCAUUACCAAACCGAAAUCCAAGAGUGCAAGAGUAUAAUUGGUCUUCUAAUGGAAAAUAUCGACAGAUUGACUUGCAGACACGUGGAGCUAAAUACAUAAAACUACAAAUAGGCUUAUGUGUUUUAAUACGGCGAUCAAUAGAAAUUUAU